AUGGCCCUGUUCUCCGCGGCCGCGCGGCUCCUCGGCGCCAAGAACGCACCGUGCCUGGUGUCUGCUGCUCGACAUGCCAGUGCUUCCACAAACCUGAAGGAUGUCCUCACCAACAUGGUCCCCAAGGAGCAGGCCCGGAUCAAGAGCUUCAGGCAGCAGCACGGCAAUACAGUGGUGGGGCAGAUCACAGUGGACAUGAUGUAUGGUGGCAUGAGGGGCAUGAAGGGGCUAAUAUACGAGACUUCGGUCCUAGAUCCGGAUGAGGGCAUCCGUUUCCGUGGCUACAGCAUCCCCGAGUGCCAGAAGUUGCUCCCCAAGGCCAAGGGUGGGGAGGAGCCCCUGCCCGAGGGGCUCUUCUGGCUGCUGGUGACCGGAGACGUCCCCACGCAGGAGCAGGUGAGCUGGCUGUCCCAGGAGUGGGCCAAGCGGGCAGCCCUGCCCUCCCACGUGGUCACCAUGCUGGACAACUUCCCCACCAAUCUGCACCCCAUGUCCCAGCUCAGCGCCGCUAUCACCGCCCUCAACAGCGAGAGCAAUUUUGCCCGGGCCUACUCCGAGGGCGUCCACCGCACCAAGUAUUGGGAGCUGGUGUACGAGGACUGCAUGGACCUGAUCGCCAAGCUGCCCUGCGUCGCGGCCAAGAUCUACCGGAACCUGUACCGCGAGGCCAGCAGCAUCGGCGCCAUCGACACCAAGCUGGACUGGUCCCACAACUUCACCAACAUGCUGGGCUACACGGACGCCCAGUUCACCGAGCUCAUGCGGCUCUACCUCACCAUCCACAGUGACCACGAGGGUGGCAACGUCAGCGCUCACACCAGCCACCUGGUUGGCAGCGCCCUGUCCGACCCCUACCUGGCCUUCUCGGCCGCCAUGAACGGGCUGGCGGGGCCGCUGCACGGACUGGCAAAUCAGGAAGUGCUGGUGUGGCUGACCAGCCUGCAGAAGGAAGUUGGCGCGGACGUGUCCGACGAGAAGCUGCGCGAUUACAUCUGGAACACGCUCAACUCUGGACGGGUGGUCCCAGGCUACGGGCACGCGGUGCUGAGGAAGACAGACCCGCGCUACACCUGCCAGCGGGAGUUUGCCCUGAAACACCUGCCCAAUGACCCGCUGUUCAAGCUGGUGGCCCAGCUCUACAAGAUCGUGCCCAAUGUCCUGCUGGAGCAGGGCAAGGCCAAGAACCCCUGGCCCAACGUGGACGCUCACAGCGGCGUGCUGCUGCAGUACUAUGGCAUGACGGAGAUGAACUACUACACGGUGCUGUUCGGCGUGUCGCGGGCGCUGGGCGUGUUGGCUCAGCUCAUCUGGAGCCGGGCGCUCGGCUUCCCCCUGGAGCGGCCCAAGUCCAUGAGCACGGACGGCCUCAUGCAGUUUGUGAGCUCCAAGUCGGGGUAGGCCGGCGGGCGGGCGGGCUGGCUGGCAGGAGGGCGAGAGCGCUGCCCGCGGCGGCGGCGGCGGCACAAGGGAGCCCUUCCCACGCGGUUCCCGGCCUCUGGGGGGCCAGGGCCCCCACGACUCUUAGCAUUAGAACAGAGCAGAGACACUGACGCUAACGUUGCAGGUUAUUUAUGGAGUAAAUUAAGACUUAAACGGCCCCGUUCCCCUACUGACCGGACGUUGACCGACCAUAGACGAGAGACCGGCAGCGUGCCGCCACAGAACCCGGUCAGCAGCCACAGGGGUAGCCCCCCGCCAUCCCCCAGAAUCACGGUCACCCACUCCCACCAGCUCUGGCGCCCGGCUCCUCAUUGUGGAGAGCACUGCGGCUGCCUCCCCCUUCAAGUUUUGCAGUGCUUGCAGGUGCCCCCCCCGCCCCCCCCCCACGUUGCCCUUGACCCCCACGGAGCCCCGGCAUGAGGAUGGUGCCUGCAGCCCCUCUCUUCCCGCCCCUCCCCGCCCCCCGCCGCUAUUUAUCAGUCCCGUGCCUGACCCUCUGUCGUCCAAACCAUCCCCCCCCCCCCAGCCCGUGGGGAGCCUUGUUAGCACAGGUUCCCAUGACUCAGAACUCUGCUGGCCCUGGUCCUCGAAGAAAGUUUGAAAUACACUCCUCCCCGCCCUGCCCCGCGCCUGUGUGUGCCUCCCACCCCUGAGCCCGUGUGUUGAGACAGCCACAUCAUCCAUUCUUCCCCCCACACCCAACCAUGGGAACCGCUGAGAGUCGUGUUGGAGACUUCAGGUUCUUCUGUAUAAAAUGCAAAAUAAAUGUUUUUAUUAACAAGG
Tachyglossus aculeatus (Australian echidna) is the source of this 2223-nucleotide messenger RNA. RefSeq names its product citrate synthase (gene CS). The transcript is spliced from 11 exons. Gene Ontology annotation, cellular component: mitochondrial matrix. The coding region runs from base 1 to 1398 and encodes 465 amino acids. Lineage: Eukaryota; Metazoa; Chordata; Mammalia; Monotremata; Tachyglossidae. Gene Ontology annotation, biological process: tricarboxylic acid cycle; carbohydrate metabolic process; citrate metabolic process. The record is from RefSeq and is a predicted model, not a curated record.